AGGCGCAGUGAACGCGGAUGGCUGUGUGGAGCGUGGGCUGGAGGAGCGGGCGCGUGCUCCGGGGAAGGUUCUAAUGCGGAGCGCGGCGGCAAUAGGAGCAGCAGCAGCAGCGUGACUGCGGCCCGGAGUCGUCCUCCCACCGCGCUGCAACUUAACGCUGCUUAGCCACGGGUGCGGCCUCCAUGCAGUGUGCUCGUUCCGCCGAGAUCACGCCGGCAGCAGCAGCAGCAGCAGCAGCAGCACCCACGGCAGGGGCCGGAGCUUCUCUUCACCCGUGACUUCGGGGAGGAGGCCCUAAUUUCUGUCAUGUCGUCCAGUGAUGCUUUGAUACCAUCAGGAAAAUCUGAAAAUGAAGAGGAAGUGAUAUUUGUGAGCGAGCAGCCAUUAAGGCCUGUUUUGGAAUGUAUUAAUCUAUCAAGUGACGAAGACAAUGAAGGGAACACUGCACGGCAUAGCAGGAGACCGAAGGAUCACAUUGAUUGGCAAAAGGCAAGAGUUUCGUCGACAUUGGAUCGUUUGGCUCGUCAAGUCGAAGUUGAGAAACAGCUGAAAGAAGAGAAAUGCAAAGCUUUUCAAGAAAUGGUACAUUCGCAGUACGCUCAUGCCAUGCAGGAGUUGGAAUUCGUUCGUGGACAAGCUGCAACUGAAGAAGCAAGAAGGUGUGUUGACGGCUGGCUGAGAGUGCCAGGACCGAAGCCUGGUGUUGUCAGCUUUGGCCGACGUCCAGUGAAAUGGCGCACAAAUGCCUCAGUGACUCCUGAUCCCAUUGACUGCCCAAUAAUGAACUGUAACAGGAAAUUUGAUAAUAGACAUCUACUUUUAGGACACUUGAAAAGGUUUGACCAUUCCCCUUGUGAUCCAACUAUUACACUACAGGGGUCUCCAUCCACUUCGUAUAUUUGUAUUGCAUGCUGUCAGCGAUUUGUAAACCUGCAGAAAUAUGAAGAACAUUUGGCUCUGAAGGUUGAUUCUGGAAACCCUGAAGGCCAUCAGCGUGGCCUUGAACCACAGAUCUGUCAGUGCUUUGCUUGCCCAAGCUGCUAUUUACUGUUUAACCUGCGGGACGAAUGCUUGCGGCAUAUGACCAAAGCAAAACACAUUCUUCAGCGGUACAGACUGAGUGGCGAGCAGGGAACUCCUAGUCCUCUUCCUUUUCCAAGCUAUGCAAAGAAGUUGUUGAUCUCUCUAUGUAAGGAAGUUCCGUUCCAGGUUAAAUGCACAACUUGUCAACAGAUGCUGCGUACCCACAUAGAAUUGACGGCACAUUUCAGGACGCGGUGCAGAAGGGCUGGCCCCGUUGCUGUGUCUGCGAAAGAUAUCGGCCAGGUUGCCGGCAUAUUCCGUGUGAGGGGGCGCUGCCUGGAAUGCAACCGGCUGUUUGUGGAUGACGGUCAGAUCAGCCGGCACACCCAGCAGGACGGGCACAGCGUCUACUGCAUCGACACCAUGGACAAGGCCAUCGUGGAGUUCUGCCGCUUCAACGAGAAGAGCAAGAUCCCCUCCGACCUCCGCAUGACCCUGGAGAAGUCCAAAGGGAGGAAGAAAUCUCCUUUCAAAAGAGCCUUGGAUGAUUCGGGCCCUGGCACCGGGGAGCUCUCUGCUCCCAGCCCCUCCAAGAGGAGCCGGCGAGACUGCAACCGAGUGCGUGUGAAGGAGGAGAACGCGGAGGGCGGUGGUGGCGGCGGCGGCGGCGGCGGCAAUGACAGCCUGUGGUUUUGCGAGUGCCGUCAAUGGUUCGACAGCGAGCAAGCGGUGGAGAAGCACAUCAUGUCGGCCAACGGGAUCCGCCACAAGUGCCUGGUGUGCGGCAAGCUGGUCUUGGACGCCGGCAUCAUCGGCCUGCACAUGAGCCGCAGCCACGGCGGCGCUCACCUCACCCACUACGUCUUCUGGUGUGAGCUGUGCCGGGCAGAGUUGCUGCAGAGGGACGACCUGAUGGCCCACAUCACCGAGCUCCACGACGGACACACCUACUACUAUGAGGAGGAGGUGGAGGCGGCCCAGCUGCCCGCACCCCACCAGCCCUCCACGUCCACCAAGUCGGACUGGAGCCCGGCUGGCGAGAACGACACGGGCGGCGAGGUGGCGGAACCGGAUCCGGGUGGCGGCUCCUGGCAGUGCAGGCUGUGUGAGGAGAUGUUCGAGUCGGAGGAGAGCGUGGCGCAGCACUGCGGCUGCCUAGCCAGCCACCAGUUCCACAAGUACAGCUGCGGCCUCUGCAAGAAGCGCUUCCACCGGGUGGAGACGUUGUACCGACACAGCCGCGACCAGCACGACUGCCAGAUCAGCGUCAAGUACUUCUGCGGAAUCUGCGACGACAUGGACUUCACCUCCGAAGGAGAGUUUCUGGACCACUACAAAGACUUCCACAGCACGGAUUACGUUUUUGUGGAGCACGGGGACGACGCUGCGACCGACAAGGUGGCAGAGAUGGAGGCAGCGGAGGGGCUCUCCCGCUACUCCUGCGGGUGUCGGCUGCACUUCAGCUCCAGGGGCCAGAGGGUGGAGGAUCAACGCAGGUGCAGGGGAAACCUGCUGAGCCAGGGGAAGCUGUGGUUCCGCUGCCCGUCCUGUCAGGUGACGUCCCAGGUGCAGGAGGACAUCCGGGCGCACCUGAUAGAGGUCCACGGGGGCACAGGGGCCGGGGCGGUCGUCAGAUGCAUCUGCGGCAAGUCCUUUAACCACAGUGAAUCUGCCCAGAUGCACUACCACAGCAAGCACAGCACCUUGCAGCAGCAGCAGCAGCAGCCGCCGGCUAGCUCCUCCUUGGCCAGUGACGAGGCCGGCAUCCCCCCAGCAGGAGCCGAGUGUCACGAUGGCAAGCAGACACCGCAAGACGAUGACGCCGUGGCCUCGACCAGUCAAAGCACGUCCACAGCGAGCAAAGCUGAAGUUGAGAAGGAAGACACAAUCCAGGAAGAAGAUAUUGACUUGCCUGACUUGGACCUGCUUCGCACAAUGACACACCUUGUCUUCAUUGAUUUGGAUAAUUGGGCAGGCUUCUUCAACCAUUUACCUGGACAGCUUAACCAGGGCACAUUUUUCUGGGGCUUUCAAGGUGGAAAGACAAACUGGAAAGCACCGGAAAACUGUCCCGUCUACAACUAUCUUGUCAAUACCGGAUGCUUUUUCCUUCAUCCACGAUGUAGUGCGAGGAAGGAUGCUGCUGAUUUUGCCAUCUGCAUGCAUGCCGGGCGAAUGGACGAACAGUUGCCAAAGCACAUCCCUUUCACCGUGCUCUCUGGAGACAAGGGCUUCGAGGAAUUGAAGAACCAGUUGAAGAAGACUAUGCGGCCAGGCCAUGUUUUGAAUCCUCACCAGAUGGAAGGGGAGCUGAUGUGUGCUUUAUUGAAUAGUAUAUCUGAUAUUGGAAAAGACAGUGAUGAUGAAGAUGAAGAUCUUCAGAAAACACUGGCACUGAGCCUGCAAGAGACCACGAUGGAGCAGGAUGUUAUUGAUGAAGUCAGUGAUGAAGAUGAAGCUCUUCAGAAACCACUAGCACCAAGCCUGCAAGAGACCAAGAUGAAGCACGAUGUUACUGAAGAAGUCAGUGAUGAAGAUGAAGCUCUUCAGAAAACACUGGCACUGAGCCUGCAAGAGACCAAGAUGAAGCAGGAUGACACUGAUGAAGUCAGUGAUGAAGAUGAAGCUCUUCAGGAACCACUAGCACUGAGUCUACAAGAGACCAAGAUGGAGCAGGAUGUUACUGAAGAAGUCAGUGAUGAAGAUGAAGCUCUUCAGAAAACACUGGCACUGAGCCUGCAAGAGACCAAGAUGAAGCAGGAUGACACUGAUGAAGUCAGUGAUGAAGAUGAAGAUCUUCAGAAAACACUAGCACUGAGCCUGCAAGAGACCAAGAUGAAGCAGGAUGUUAUUGAUGAAGUCAGUGAUGAAGAUGAAGCUCUUCAGAGAACACUGGCACUGAGCCUGCAAGAGACCAAGAUGAAGCAGAAUGUUACUGAAGAAGGCAGUGAUGAAGAUGAAGCUCUUCAGAAAACACUGGUACUGAGCCUGCAAGAGACCAAGAUGAAGCAGGAUGAUACUGAUGAAGAUGCCAAAAUGGAAGAAGCCAUUUUGCAAACCAUGGAAGCAAGAUAAUGUUGGCUUAAUGGAAAGUGAAGCAAAACUCUCGGCAGAUCAGAUGGCCAAACGCUUGGACAAGAUGGCCAUCCCCGACACCAGAAGGCGUUAAAGAGUGCACCUUCCUUCCAAGUUAGAUCAACUGUGCUGGAAAGAAUUAAGGAUCUUUUUGGCUUGUCAAGCAGAGUUUUUUGUUGCAGAUUAAAGUAACAAUUAAGAAAAAAUAGGAAACCUAGAAAAUUGUAUACCAUAAUGUGCGUGUUAAACAUGCAUUAGAUUAAAGUGCGUGGUUACCAUGUGGUCUUGAUGAUGGGAAGCUGAGGAACACGGCUGGUUGGAGCAGUCCCUUAUACCAUUCAUUUGCAGCAGGAUGCCGACUCUGCAAACUCUUUGUCACAGAUGAGAGAUUCUUUUUCACAGUUUUGUUUUCCUCAUUGACAGGAACGAUCUUAAAGAUAUUUGAGUGAUCCAUUCUGUUGAAAACUGCUGUGGUAACAUUUCAAUUCAGCAAUGUUGCCCUUUGCCAGUCUGUCUUCAUUUCCAAACAUACUCCCGUGAGAGUUAAGACUAGGCUUUUCUUAUAAAAGUGUGUUUAUAUAUAUUUUUUUCUUAUGUUGUACAUAAUUGAAAUUCUUUAAUCAGUGUGUUAUCUGGUUGAUAGCUUGAAAAAUAAAAUUUGUUUUUGUUCUCCA
Molecule: messenger RNA, 4772 nt
Organism: Amblyraja radiata (thorny skate)
Lineage: Eukaryota; Metazoa; Chordata; Chondrichthyes; Rajiformes; Rajidae
Gene: znf451
Product: zinc finger protein 451
Exons: 23
Coding region: 307-4098 (1263 amino acids)
Biological process (GO): regulation of transcription by RNA polymerase II
Cellular component (GO): nucleus
Molecular function (GO): sequence-specific DNA binding; DNA-binding transcription factor activity, RNA polymerase II-specific
Source: RefSeq, a predicted model, not a curated record